Molecule: messenger RNA, 510 nt
Organism: Lontra canadensis (Northern American river otter)
Lineage: Eukaryota; Metazoa; Chordata; Mammalia; Carnivora; Mustelidae
Gene: BCAP31
Product: B cell receptor associated protein 31
Exons: 4
Coding region: 152-496 (114 amino acids)
Biological process (GO): endoplasmic reticulum to Golgi vesicle-mediated transport; intracellular protein transport
Cellular component (GO): endoplasmic reticulum; endoplasmic reticulum membrane
Source: RefSeq, a predicted model, not a curated record
GGUGCUUCCGGUUUCCGGCCGUGGGGGGAAGGGGCGGGGCCAGGGCUGCGGUGGGAUCGUUUGGUGGCGGCGGCAGCGGCGCGUGUGCGUUGGCUGUGGGAAGCUCGGAAACAAGCUCGCAUCUUACUGUUGGAAACCUUCUAGCAACACGAUGAGUCUGCAGUGGACUGCAGUUGCCACCUUCCUCUAUGCGGAGGUCUUUGCUGUGCUGCUUCUCUGCAUUCCCUUCAUUUCUCCCAAAAGAUGGCAGAAGAUUUUCAAGUCCCGCCUGGUGGAGUUGGUAGUUACUUAUGGCAACACCUUCUUUGUAGUCCUCAUUGUCAUCCUUGUGCUGCUGGUCAUUGACGCCGUGCGCGAGAUCCGGAAGUACGACGGCGUGACGGAGAAGGCGAACCUGCACAACAGCCCCGGCGCCCUGGAGCACUUCCACAUGAAGCUUUUCCGCGCGCAGCGGAACCUCUACAUCGCCGGCUUCUCCUUGCUGCUGUCCUUGUGAGUGACGGCGGCGCC